UACAAGCUCUGUUGAAAGCAGAGCAUGCAUCCACCUUGUCCCAUAUAUGAUGCGAAUCCAACAUGGACAAUUACUACGAUCUAAGUUCAAUUUCCUUCACAAAAUCAAUGCCAACCAUGCUUUUAACAUUCCCACUUUGUCACCUCAUAAUUUUCUUCACUCACUUGAUCCAUUUAUAACUCCUCCAUUACGUAAACAACGGGAAAUUGGUCAUGAAUUGGCCAGUUUGUUGCAGUUGUCAUGGCCAAACAAUCCUAUUCCUUAUUACUAUAAGAAAAUCCAUGCUCAUGUUGUGGUUUUGGGCUUUCAACAUGAUCUUUUCCUUGUUAACACUCUGCUUCGUGCAUACUCAAAAUUGAAAUUUAUAAAUGAUGCACAGAAGCUAUUCGAUAUUAUGCCUCAGAAAAACCUUGUUACUUGGUCUUCUAUGGUUUCCAUGUACACUCAACAUGGUUAUAGUGUGGAAGCUCUGCUGUUGUUCUGCAGGUUCAGGAGAAGUUCUUGUGAGGAACCAAAUGAGUACAUUUUGGCCAGUGUUGUCAGAGCUUGUACACAUUUGGGUAGUCUCGCUCAAGCACUGCAGGUGCAUGGGUUUGUUUUUAAGAGUGGAUUUAUUCAAGAUGUUUAUGUGGGCACCUCUUUGAUUGAUUUUUAUGCAAAGCAUUGUUACAUUGAGGAAGCAAGGAUUCUAUUUGAUUGUCUUGAAGUGAAAACUAUGGUUACCUGGAAUGCAAUUAUAGCAGGGUAUUCAAAACUUGGAAGAAGUGAAGUGUCCUUAAAGUUAUUCAACCAGAUGAGAGAGUGUGAUCUAUGUCCAGACAGGUAUGUGCUUUCUAGUGUGUUGGGUGCUUGUUCGAUGCUUGAAUUUCUCAAAGGUGGUAGGCAAAUUCAUGGAUAUGUAUUAAGGAAGGGGAUUGAGAUGGAUGUUACAAUGGUCAAUGCACUUAUAGAUUUCUAUUUGAAGUGUCACAAAGUGAAGACGGGUUGGAAGUUAUUUGAUUGUCUGAUAGACAAAAAUAUUGUUUCGUGGACCACCAUGAUUGCUGGUUGCAUGCAGGAUUCAUUUCAUCAAGAUGCCAUGAACCUCUUUGCUGAGAUGGCUAAAAUGGAUUAUAAGCCCGAUGCAUUUGGUUGCACUAGCAUUCUCACCUCAUGUGGUUCAGUCCAGGCUCUAGAAAAGGGAAGGCAAGUGCAUGCUUAUAGUAUCAAGGUGAAUAUUGAUAAUGAUGAUUUUGUGAAAAAUGGCUUGAUUGAUAUGUAUGCAAAAUGUGAUUCCUUGACUGAUGCAAGAAAAGUCUUCAACCUUUUGGCUGUUGUUAAUGUAGUAUCCUACAAUGCGAUGAUAAAUGGAUACUCAAGACAAGACAAGCUAAAUGAAGCAUUGGAUCUUUUCCAAGAAAUGAGGCUGAGUUUAUUGCCACCAAAUCUAUUAACAUUUGUAAGCCUGCUUGGGCUGUCUGCAUCCUUGUUUCAGCUUAAAUUAAGCUACCAAAUACAUGUUUUGAUUAUUAAAUAUGGAAUUUCUUUAGACAAUUUCGCUGGAAGUUCUCUAAUAGAUGUUUAUUCAAAAUGUUCAUGUAUUGGGGAUGCAAGAUUAGUUUUUGAGGAAAUACAUGACAAAGACAUUGUAGUAUGGAAUGCGAUGUUUUCUGGGUAUACACAACAGUCAGAAAAUGAGGAAGCACUAAAACUUUACAAAGAUUUACAAAUAUCAAGACUAACACCCAAUGAGUUCAGUUUUGUUGCUGUGAUCACAGCAGCAAGUAAUAUAGCAAGUCUGCAGCAUGGUCGGCAGUUUCACAACCAGGUCAUAAAAAUGGGCCUUGAUGAUGAUCCGUUCAUCAUAAAUGCUCUGGUGGAUAUGUAUGCCAAGUGUGGAGGCAUUGAAGAAGCUCACAAGGCAUUUAGUUCUACAAAUCAGAGAGACGUUACUUGUUGGAAUUCCAUGAUUUCAACAUAUGCACAGCAUGGAGAAGCAGCGAAAGCUCUAGAGGUGUUUGAAAACAUGAUUAAGGAUGGAGUAAGGCCAAAUUAUGUCACCUUUGUAGGUGUGCUAUCAGCAUGUAGCCAUGCUGGACUUAAUGACCUUGGAUUUCAUCACUUUGAAUCAAUGCCCCAGUUUGGUAUCGAACCGGGAAUGGAUCAUUAUGCUUGCAUGGUUUCUCUCCUGGGCCGCGCUGGUAAAAUAUACGAAGCAAAGGACUUUAUUGAUAAGAUGCCAAUAAAACCAUCAGCAGUAGUGUGGAGGAGCUUGCUCAGUGCAUGUAGAGUUUCAUGUAAUAUUGAACUGGGAACGUAUGCUGCUGAGAUGGCAAUUUCAUGUGACCCAGCAGAUAGUGGAUCAUAUACUCUACUUUCAAAUAUUUUUGCUUCCAAAGGAAUGUGGGUACAUGUCAGGAGGGUGAGAGAAAAAAUGGACAAAGGUGGGGUAGUGAAAGAACCAGGAUGUAGUUGGAUUGAAGUGAAUAAUGAAGUUCACACGUUUAUAGCGAGGGACAAAUCCCAUCGUGACACCACCCUUAUAUCUUCAAUGUUAGACAAUUUGAUUCUUCAGAUAAAAGAGUUUAGUUAUGUGGGUAAUGCAGCCGCAUUCUUAAUUGAUGAUUGAGAUCAAUUAUAAUGUGCUAAUAUUACAGUUACGAG
Molecule: messenger RNA, 2643 nt
Organism: Arachis duranensis
Lineage: Eukaryota; Viridiplantae; Streptophyta; Magnoliopsida; Fabales; Fabaceae
Product: pentatricopeptide repeat-containing protein At4g39530
Exons: 1
Coding region: 47-2608 (853 amino acids)
Biological process (GO): RNA modification
Molecular function (GO): RNA binding; protein binding
Source: RefSeq, a predicted model, not a curated record